Somion occarium is the source of this 1968-nucleotide messenger RNA. The record is from the annotation of a GenBank genome assembly. Lineage: Eukaryota; Fungi; Basidiomycota; Agaricomycetes; Polyporales; Cerrenaceae.
GACUUUACGGUCGUGUAUGUCUGUUCGGACUGCGGAAGACAUAUGGUCAGUUACUCCCUCGAGCUACAUGGUACCUGCUAUGCGUUACUCAUGAAAUCAAUCGAUACAGACUUACUAACAGCGCGAACAGACAUGCAGAUUUCAUGCUAAGAUCACACUCGUCUAGGUCCUUAAUCGCGUUUACCAUAGGCUGAACUACCCCUAGACCAUUACCGUACUGCAACAAGGCUUCAGCUGAAGAAAUAAUCCAGCAUAAUGGAUAUUUCGAUACCAACGACCCCGUCACAUUCACGACAUACCUCUAAUGCCCAUCGCCUUUUGUAUCGUGGAGCGUUGUCUCUUCCUGACUCGUACCUUCUUUUGGAUGGGCUCAGUUUCACAACCGAUAUAACAGACUCACAUGUUACCAGCACACCGUCGAAAAGACUACUGGAGAAUCCGCUAGCUCUGGCUCUCGAAAGUAUGCGAGGACGGCCAAACCUACAUUUCUUGGGAACCGAGAAACUCUCAGACGUUUGGCUCGAUACGAGUCGUGACGUUCAUGUUUACGUUCACGAUUCCUCAAUAUUGACCAAGAUAUACUUCGAAAAUGUCCUUAGUCUGGCUCCGAUCACGUCGAAAGACGGACGGACAGCGCAAGGUAUUCGUGUAGGCCUCAGUGAUAGUAGCGACCACGAAACAAUUGAUUUCCUGAUCUAUGGUCAACUGCGUCCAGACCACUUACAAGACCAUUUACCAUCCACCUCAUCCAAUGCUCCAAUGUCGCUACACAUACUCGCUGCACGCAUCUUACCUAACCCACCGCCCCCUCUUGUUCGCCCUCCAAGACCAGACGAUCCAACACCUCGUAAACCACCAGCUCAUCUCGCGACAUCCAGUGCUAAACGUAAACGCGAUCUCUCGGGCGUGAAGGUCGAUCUUGGCUCUAACGCAAAACGAGCAAAGAGCAAGACAGAGAUGGAAGAGGAUGAGCAAGUGAGACUUGCCAGAGAAGUAAUGCUCAACAUGCCGAAACCUGGCGCGUCGAAAUUUGGCGCAUCCUUACCUAAAGUCCUGGGUAAGGAUGUCAGGACAGGCAAGGCCGACAACGUCUUCAAGGUUCCGGAGGUACCUCUUUGGUCUCAAUCUCAGCUGGAUGCGGUAGAAACGGAUGUCUUUGGCGACGUCAGUGCCACCAUGGAUCCCAAAGGAAAGGGACGGACAACUGAAAAGCCGGGGUCUGAUGAACUCGAGAAAGCAAAUAAGAUUGUUAUCAAGCAAGCGGCAGUCUCCUGUCUCAUCAGACAUGGUGUUCGGAAAGGUCAAGCAGAAUUUAACGAGAUAUACCAGUCGAUAUAUCGAGGGGUACAGUUCGCCUUGCGGAAUAUCACUCGGACGCAAGCAGUCAAUCCCAGAACUGUUGAUAGAUUGCUGGAAGCUCACGCUAAGAUGUAUGUCAAUGGAAAUGGAGAAAAUCAUCCAAUUACUCCUACCCAAGACAGUAGAAAGUAACUAGAUGUAUUAAUGUUUCAAUCUCUCCGUAUUGUAGUCCAGAACUCGCUGAUUCUCUGCCAUCUGCCGAGGAGACCUUUUUUCUCCACAACCGGAGGCGGCGGUAAUUCCUUAACGAACCGCGACAGAUCCCCACGUGUGGCAACGCCAUUGCUCUGUGCUAUCCACCGUUUAACACAUUCCAUUACAGUCUUCUCCAAGAGUCUUAAUCCCGUCGCCUCUCGUUCCCAUACCCCGCUCGUCCAUAUGGACAAUGGACCCGCCCUUGAGGACUUGGUCACAUUCUCUUCAGCAGUUUUUUCAGUGUCUUUAGCACCGGACUGUGCCUUCAUUUUUCGAGACAUGCGGUUUGCUAGGACAACAUCCGUAAAUAUACGAUCCCCGAUGAUGACGAGCUCGUCAUCCUUGACGGGGGUAGGUAGGGACGAGAAGUAGUUGCGUAUUGAUGAAAUGCAAGCAUAUGAAGGCUUGAGAUUC